This is a messenger RNA of Rhizophagus irregularis DAOM 181602=DAOM 197198, 1575 nucleotides long. RefSeq lists its product as uncharacterized. Gene Ontology annotation, cellular component: cytoplasm. Lineage: Eukaryota; Fungi; Glomeromycota; Glomeromycetes; Glomerales; Glomeraceae. Gene Ontology annotation, molecular function: transferase activity. Gene Ontology annotation, biological process: biosynthetic process. The record is from RefSeq and is a predicted model, not a curated record.
UUAAAAAAAAAAAAAAAUUUCAUUUGAAUAUGCAAAAAGCUAUUAUUCUAGUCGGUGGGCCUUCUCGUGGUACGAGGUUUCGACCACUUUCUCUUAAUAUCCCAAAGCCUUUGUUUCCAGUAGCGGGUCAUCCAAUCAUCUGGCAUCAUUUGGAAGCAUUAUCGAAAAUUGAAGGGUUGAAAGAGGUUUUAUUAAUUGGAUUUUAUGAAGACUCGAUUUUUCAAAGAUUUAUUGAUGAUUCUACAAGAGAAUUCCCAAAAAUUAAUAUUCGAUAUUUUCGAGAGUAUCAGUCUUUGGGAACUGCGGGCGGAAUUUAUCAUUUUAGAGAUGAAAUUCAACGAGGUGAUCCAAAACAAAUAUUUGUGCUUAAUGCGGAUGUUGCUUGUAGUUUUCCACUGGAAGAAAUGUUGGAAUUCCACAAUACACAUAAGGGUUUAUGUACGAUUUUAGGUACAAAGGUUGCUCGUGAGGCUGCAAAAAGAUAUGGAUAUCUUGUUGCUAAACCCGAAAGUAAUGAAGUUUUACAUUAUGUUGAGAAACCAGAAAGCUUUAUUUCUGAUUUGAUUAGUUGUGGUAUUUAUUUAUUUAACUGUGACAUUUUCAAUGAAAUGAAAAAUGCCAUGGAAAAUAAACAACAUCGAGUCGAUCGUGAUCCGUUAGUAACUUCUGAUGAUGAUAAACUUCGAUUAGAGCAAGAUUUACUUCGUUCAUUGGCUGAAUCCAAGAAAUUAUAUGUCUAUGUUACAACUGACUUUUGGAGGCAAAUUAAAACAGCUAGUUCUGCAGUUCCUGCCAAUGCAUUAUAUCUAGAACAGUAUUUGAAAACAAACCCUGAUCGACUAUUAAAAAAUGAACAAGGUGGACCAACAAUUGUUGGUUGUGUUUAUAAACAUCCUACAGCAUUUGUUGAUCCAAGUGCAAAGAUUGGACCAAACGUAACUAUAGGACCUCGUGUAGUUGUGGGUAAAGGAGUUCGUAUCAAGGAUUCAAUUAUUCUUGAUAAUGUAGAAAUUAAAGCGAAUAGUUGUAUCUUACAUAGUGUUAUUGGGUGGGAUUCAAAAAUUGGAACUUGGGCUCGUGUUGAAGGCACGCCAGUAACAAAUGAAGAAACCGUUAUCACACAAAAUGGCGUUAAAGUUCAAUCGAUCACCAUUCUUGCUAAUGAAGUUAUGGUCAAAGAUGAAAUUAUUAUUCGUAAUUGUAUUGUUUUACCCCAUAAAGAAUUGAGAUCUAAUUGUCAUAACGAAGUUUUGAUGUAAAAAUAUUUAAGUAGGUUUUUAUGCAUAUGGACAAUGGUUUUAUAUUUGUUUUAUUUGUUUAGUCUCCUACUUCUCUUAAAAUUUAAGAGGGUGAUUUGAAAUGAAAUAGAUAAAAUAUAAUUUAUUCAUUAUACCAAUUUUAAAUUAUUAUUAAAGGAAAAAUAAAAUCAUAACUAGAGUUUAUCUAUGAAUAAAGGUAUUAUAAUAAACUAGUUAUAGGCGAGGCAUCUAUAUCUAUAGCUUAUCCACAUUCUACAUAUAGGAUAAUUAUAAUCUUAUUAAAUAAAAAUUUAUAUUCAACUUCCCUUCCCACCUU